UUUUUAAUAUAAUUUUGUAGAACACAGGAAAACACUUAGUUGUGAAAAAAAAAAACUGAUCAAGUCGAUUAGGUAUUUUGUUCACACAUUUCUCCACAAAGGCAAAUAACUUGUAAAAAUUACAGUUCGAACAUCUUUUUUUAAAUAAUUCCAAUUCUUCAUGACUUUAAGAUAAUCUCUUGCAUUUUUGAGUAAAGCAGAUGUUCCCGAUUAUUCCCGGCUAGUCAAGCUAAGCUAUUGCAAAUAAGAUGGCAAGUUCUUACGAGCAGGUGAACGAUGUGAGCAUCUGGUGGUUCCCACCGGAUUUUAGCCAAUCACGCUUUGGGGACUACCAGGAGAGUGGUAGCAAUUCCUGUACUUUAAUCUCUUUACUCAUUGCGGACAAGAUAAAUAAGACACUGAGCUUUAGUCAGGAAGCGACAACUCUACCGUCACUUGCCUGGGACAUCAUUGGCAAAGCAAUUAAUGAUGGCAACAAAGUUUAUCACGAUCUGAUCUCGGGAACUCUGAAUCUGAAUAUUCCGGAUGCGAUUUCGGCCAUAAUUUCACAUGAACAUAUUGAUUUUCAACUGGAAGAAUGGUUCUACACACAAGUUUUCAUAAAUAAUAGAGGUUUUGAUAGCAUCAGCAUGCAGCUUUCUCAUAUAUUACAAACAUCUUUGAAGAUCUAUCAGCAGCCCUAUGACUGGGAAAUUCCAUCCCAUCUAUUUGCAGCCCUCAUCGCCGACUGUCGCACAGUGAUCAUCUGCCUUGACCUGCGCACCUCGAUCGCCGCCUUCGUUGAUCCCCAUCAGCAUGGUGAACAGGCAGGUCUCGUUUUUGCCCAUGUCAAACUAAAGCACUUGGAUGAUUUGAUGUACUGGUACAUCACUAUGCUAGACGACAUCUACGCAAGUCACCCAGAUAUGAUCGAAAUCGCAUUCCUUAGCUCCCUGAAUGACGUGGCCGUCCGCAUUCCACCAGCCUUCGAUACGUGCGUCUACGAAUUCGACCACUCACUAAUUAAAGGUUCGGAGAAACUCGAUUGUCUAACCGAUUCCGAAGAACAUGCACUGCCCGAGAAACACGCUACCCCAGUUUUAUCUCAAUAUUAUUUGACAUGUUGAUGUUUCGUUUAAAUUACAUUUCUCGUUUUCCCAAUUGUUUUGUUAAAUCACACAAAUCUAUAUCGGCUUAAGCCCUUAAUGUGUUCAAAAGUACCAAGCUUUUAAAUUUGUUACCCAGUUGUUAUAAAUAUUUCGCUUUUCAAAUAAAUAAUAAUUA
This is a messenger RNA of Drosophila innubila, 1263 nucleotides long. RefSeq lists its product as uncharacterized. Bases 249 to 1106 code for a protein of 285 amino acids. The record is from RefSeq and is a predicted model, not a curated record. The transcript has a single exon. NCBI's taxonomy places the organism in Eukaryota, Metazoa, Arthropoda, Insecta, Diptera, Drosophilidae.